AUGAACCUAAUUAGAUCCACUUGCGAUCGUUGCUACGCCGCGAAGACGCGGUGCACGAAGGAUGCGUCUACCAACCAGUGCCAGAAGUGCUUGCGGUCUGGCGCAGUCUGCAAAUACAGUCCGCGCGGCCACGCUGGCCGUCCGCUCGGUCGCGGGACAAACCAGUCAAACUCCCCUCAGCAACCAGCACCAGCUCCAGCUCCGACCACUGACGAACCCUUCACCACCCUGCCUACGGCUUUCGCCUCCAACCUAGACCUCUUCAAUAAUCUCCACUCCGACGACAACACUGCCGCAUACUUUUGGGAUCAUCCGCCCCUGUUAGAAGACUACGGUCACUCGUACCUGCCUAUCGAUGAACCGACACACACCGGUCCACUCGCAACACCAACCACAAGCUCAAAUGCUGCAUUAGACUUGUUCUCCGCCUUGGGAGGCGGGAGCUCCCACCCCUCCAGCAACGGCGCGCACCACGACACAAAUUCCAGCAGCGGCACAUACCAUGACACCAAUUCUAGCAAUGGUACACACAAUGACACCCAUUCCAGCAGCGAAGCGACUUCGGCCGCCGCCUCGGUUAAGAGCGACAGCCUACACGGCCGACUUGUAGGCACCCACGCCGAGCUCAUUGCCUUAUCCGAAUCCCUCGCCGUGUCCUUCAGCUUGACCGACGACAUGGACAUCAUCUACAGGCUCAGCAACGAUAUGACCGAGAUACUUCAGCGCCUUCGGGAUAAUGGGCAAUGUUAUCCGCCGGCCCCGAUCGCCAAGUGCCACGGCAUGACGUCCCUGCUGAUUUUGGGCUGCUACAGCUAUCUUCUUGAGGCCUAUGAGUUUACCAUGGAGAAGCUGCGACAUGAGCUGCAAGACACAGGUGGUCCCACCGACAUGCAGCAGCGGUCUGCGUCACCCGAAGAUUCCCCGCAAAUUACCAUCGGAGGCAUUCGGUUGCACGUAUCGAGAAAGUCAGCCGCCGAAAUCCACCUCCAACUCGUUUCUCAGACGGCUCAGAAUCUCCGCGAGUCGCUCCGACAGUUCGUUAUGCACACGGCUGCUCCGCGCUGCUCCAUGGACAUGGAAAUCGAUGAGAGCCCGGCAUCGAGCAGUGCCGGGGGAAGCACCGCGGAGACGAGCCGGGGUGACACCAUUGGGAAUCUUACAAAAAUGGCGCAGCGGGAGCUACGGCGGCGAGAAGAUGGCAUCUUCCAAUAUAUAAACGAGAGCGCCGCCAAAGGAACAAGGUGA
Messenger RNA from Penicillium olsonii, 1245 nucleotides. NCBI's taxonomy places the organism in Eukaryota, Fungi, Ascomycota, Eurotiomycetes, Eurotiales, Aspergillaceae. The record is from the annotation of a GenBank genome assembly.